This is a messenger RNA of Anolis carolinensis (green anole), 1629 nucleotides long. It is a transcript of the gene gpr18, whose product is annotated as G protein-coupled receptor 18. The record is from RefSeq and is a predicted model, not a curated record. Gene Ontology annotation, molecular function: G protein-coupled receptor activity. Gene Ontology annotation, biological process: positive regulation of Rho protein signal transduction; phospholipase C-activating G protein-coupled receptor signaling pathway. Gene Ontology annotation, cellular component: plasma membrane. Bases 224 to 1210 code for a protein of 328 amino acids. Lineage: Eukaryota; Metazoa; Chordata; Lepidosauria; Squamata; Anolidae. The transcript is spliced from 2 exons.
ACAGACUAUGCACCAAAAUUUUAUUAGAGAUUGGUUCCUUUACAUAACCAAUCAAUGAGCUAGUUGCAUUAUGACAUUUCCUGUCUUUAAAGAAAGGUUUCUAUUUUGGUACAUGGAAGUUAUCGCAUAGAGAAGAAGGCCAAAUCUUUCACUGCUCUGGGAAUACAAGGCAGGCACCUCUGAAAGAGCAGCAGAGGGCAAGAAGGUGUCAUGUUAUUAAGUUAUGAGUAACUAUACUCAAAGUACUAUGUCUGGAUAUGGCUACCCUGAAGAGUACAGAAUUUCAUCCCUGGUUUUUUACAGCUUUAUCUUCAUUACUGGCUUACUUGUCAACAUCACAGCACUUUGGGUCUUCAGCUGUUCCACCAAGAAGAGGACAACUAUAACUAUCUACAUGAUGAAUGUUGCACUGCUUGACUUAUUCUUUAUAUGUACUUUGCCUUUUCGGAUGCAUUACUAUGUGACACGCACUUGGUUCUUUGGAGAUGUCUUAUGCCAAGUUCUGAGCACUUUCACGGUCUUCUACCCCAGCAUUGCCCUAUGGUUGCUUGCUUUUAUAAGCAUCGACAGAUACAUGGCUGUUGUUCAGCCCAAACAUGCCAAGAAACUCAAGAACACAACCAAAGCUUUGAUAGCUUGUGCAGGUCUCUGGAUAAUGACUCUUGUGACAACCUCUCCACUGUUGUUCUUAUCUUCUGAUCCAGAUAAAACUACAAACUUCACCACCUGCGUUAAGAUGAUGGAUAUCAUCUACCUAAAGGAAGUUAGUGUGUUAAAUUUUUCUCGGCUGGUGUUUUUUUUCUUAAUCCCGCUCUUCAUCAUGAUUGGCUGUUACUUAGUUGUCAUUUACAGUCUCAUACAUGGAAGAACUUCCAAGUUAAAGCCAAAGGCUAAAGAGAGAUCCAUUAGAAUUAUUGUGACACUGAUCAUCCAAGUGCUUGUAUGCUUUGUGCCUUUCCACAUUUGUUUUGCAUUUCUGAUGCUCCAAGAUGGACAUGUGAGCUACAAUCCGUGGGGCGCAUUUACUACAUUCCUUAUGAAUCUCAGCACAUGCCUUGAUGUCAUUCUGUACUACCUGGUUUCUAAACAAUUUCAGGCCCGGGUAAUCAGUGUCAUGCUUUAUCGCAAUUACCUUCGAAGCGUACGGAGGAAAAGUAUGCGAUCUGGUAGCAUGAUGUCAUUAAGCAACAUCAACAGUGAGAUGAUAUAAAAAGAAUAAAACUAUGCUAUCUUACUUAAACAAAAUAUGGCAGAGCUUAGAAUAAAUCAAAAUUAAUUGCAGCAUUUUGGCAAAGAAAUGAUUUUAUUAAUCCUAUCUCAAAACUGAUUUCCCCCAAUAACGAGGCAAACUGCUUUUAUAUGAAAUGCAUCAAGAUUUCCAAUAUUUAUUAAAUUCCACUUUGUAUUCAUUAUUUACUUAUUAUUUUCUUCUCUUUCCUGCUUUGCUAUUAACCUUUUAUUAUGUUACUUUCUAGAAACUGCACAAUUUAAUACAGUAGAAUUGGUAUGAGACACAGAUAAAAACUAUAUUAUUAGGAUGUUCAAAACACUGCCAACAAAUUGACACAUGUAGGAAACUUUGUUUCUAAAUCAAACAAUUCAUUUGCAAUAAAUAUUUAAGCAACCACA